Molecule: messenger RNA, 6832 nt
Organism: Uranotaenia lowii
Lineage: Eukaryota; Metazoa; Arthropoda; Insecta; Diptera; Culicidae
Product: POU domain, class 4, transcription factor 2-like
Exons: 1
Coding region: 130-717 (195 amino acids)
Source: RefSeq, a predicted model, not a curated record
CUAGAGGCUCCCCCUCCACCGCCUCGGAGGGGAGGUUCACAGCAUCAAAUCUGUGCCGGUGCCAACUGCGCCAACGGAACAGCCACCACAUUCCUGCAGCUUAGCCAAGAUCACCUGAAGCAGCCUGGAAUGAAACUGUUCCCCAACUAUACCCCACCGAUUCCGCCACACAACAACACCAGCUCCAGCAAUAACUCGACGCUAUCCAACAACCAUCAUUAUCACCAAAUAACCUACCAGGCGCAAACCCUAGCGCCUCUACGCCUGAACCAGGAACACUUCUCCAAAACCAAUACCCUGGGAGCAGGGAACGUCCUCGGACCUUCUCCGAACCCUCUCAACGGACCCCACAAAUACCAAACUACCCACCAUCACCACCACCAUCAUCAUCACCAACAGCCACCCUAUGACUAUCCCCACCAUCAGCAGCACUCCCACUCAGACACCGAGCUGGAUCACGACGACGACAUCACCCUGGACGAGGGCGAAGAUGACAGUAUGGCCAGCAAUAUCACAACAUCUCCAACCCAUACGCCCCAAUCCGAUGGCGAAGGCGUAGUAGUAGGUCCCAGUUCCCCACCGGAACUCCCAAUCCGGAACGGUCUCAUCGGCAGCAGCACUCUUAACCAUAAUCACAUCAACCAAAAUGGAGGCCCGAAGGGUAGUGGUCCGAUCAUCGGUACCGGUCGGAAAAUGGUGCGGCAGCACUACCAUUGAUAAGAAUGAAUUCACAGCCCACGAGCUGGUGAUAGAAUAGAGCAAAUGAAGGAGCGAGUGUUCUUGUAGUUUCUAGUUCAAGCAGCCUGUGUACAGUCGGUAUUUACCCAAAAACUUUACGAAUGUGAUUCUUUUUUUUUUGUCUUAUAUACACAAACACAAACAAACAAGCUUAAUCUAACUGUACAGCCGGUUCUCUGUAUUGUACAACUUUUGCGGUGUUGGAGAUAACCAGAAAGCGAUGGCCGUCUUUUGUCCGUUUUGAGUAGCAGCUUAAUCCUUUGAGUCGUUUUUUUUUAAUACUUUUAAACAUUUUUUAUGAGUUGGGUGUUGUGUUUCCAUUCGAAGCAAUUAGUGAACAUUCGUCUUGUUGACAAAUUUCAGGAAACAGAUAAGAUAAAUACUAAUGUUGUAAAAUGUUGUCUUCCUCCAGUAAGGUUUGAACCCACAUUGAUCAUGAAUUUUUUGGGUCUUCUUAAGGUUCUGCUUAGCUACGCCCAUUAUUCUUCGAUUUGGCGAAGUUCUGGUGUGUUGGGAGGAUCUUUACCUUGGACACAACCUGAAUUUUGUCAGCAGCAUACCACUCCAUAGCCUUUUUCCAUAAUUGCAGGAUGGCAAAUCCGGCCAAAACUACACAGACAAGUCAAAUUUCUUCAGGAUAAGCAGCAAACUUGUACCUCUGGGUUUUCGAGUUGUUGGCGUGGUAAGACGGAAUUCGCUAGCCCACUAAUGGCAUGAGUUCGAUUCCCAUCUCGGUACUGGGUAUUAACACGUUCGUCGCCACGCUCAUUUUGCUAGUUUUACUAGCCGGGCCCAAAGAAAUUUCCAGAGAGAGAAAGCAAAGAGGGAGAACUCCCAUAUUUGAAACGUGUGGCGAAGCUGAGCGGUGAACUCAAGUAAGAGAGCGUCACACGCUUUUUGAUGUGAAUGGGCCCCCUAGAAAAUACACCCGUCACCCGAAUAUGGGUGCCGUGGCGACGAACGUGUUAAAUGUUAAUCUAAAGUUGUCCACGUCAUUUAUUCAGUCUGUAAAGCCUAAAUCGGCUAAGACGGUGUAUGUCUUUUUCAAACUCUGUUGAAGACAUUCUUCCGGCUGCUAACUGAAGUCUGCCUUGGAGUAGGUUUCGUCAUCCGUUACUAGGCAAUCAAAGUUUGUCAACCAUGUCGCAUACAGCUUCAGAGAUCUUGUUUAUGCCGUAAGGUUUUGCUUAUCCUUAUGAUUUGGAGUCACACCCAUCUUUUUAAGUCGAUAGUUCGGACUCCGGAUCGUAUUUUUGCUUAAGACUCGGUUGCAGACAAUAUUCUCAACUUAUUUGCAACAUCUUGGACGGAGAGCUUGGAGUUGCGCUUGAAAGCCGGAAGAUUGCAAAAGAAAUAGAGAAAAUUCUUUGCAUUUAGAAUGGUAAUGAUCAACAUUCCCCAACUGCUUGACAAUUUGCAGCAAUUUGCAAAAAUAUGCAACAAUUCGCUCAUUUUCUAUCUCUCAAUUAGCACUGGUCUUAGCAAAUUGCCACAAAUUACCACAGUUUACCACAAUUUGUAUGAUCAUUGACGAAUCUUCUACAAUUAUCUCAGUUUUUUGUUGAAAGCGCUUUUCACUCUUCUGUUCGUCACUGCGGCUUCCGACUUUUGAUUUCCUCCUGAUUCAAGCUUCUGAUUGAUUUAGCUACAUUAAACGAUUUGGCUUUUUCUGCGUGCGUUUAGGGUAAAUGUACCCGACCUUGGCACCUAAGGCACCUUAAUGUUGAGAGCACAAUAUAACAUCCUUAGAAGAAUUUACUUGCUAACUUGCUUAGAGUUCAACAAAAAUAUGUUUUCUCUAUGGAACUUUCAUUAAUGUGAGUAAAAUGCAUGCAAAGUACUCACUGCGGUGCUCCAAUUACUUGGCCGCCGUACCAAUUGUUUGCCGUUUCGAUGAUCCGAUUCUUGACCACCAGCAAAGUGCAAUAGAUCUUUACCAACAAUGCUCAAUUGACAGUUAACAGAAUCGUUGGCUAUUCUGAAUAUAAGGCCACUGACAGAAUGACGUCAGCUGAGCGUAAAGUUCUAUGCGACGAUGGAACACCGGGCGCCACUCAUACAACAAAAAGGCUUUUGAAAACAUUGAUGAAAUUUGGUUGAAAGGGAAGCACAAAAUAAGCUUUCAUUUCAAAAAGUCGGAAGUCCAGAAAUUCCGCAAUGCGAUUGCGACACACAGGGUUAUUUUCACUACCAAACAACUGUCUUCAUAUUGUGGAGUUUGGUUUCAUAAAGUAAGAAAUUGAAAAAUUCCUUGGAUGGUAUUUCAAAAUUUUGCCCUUUUGAAUUUGUUAGCUGAGAUUAUGAGCUUCUAGCAAGAGCCAUCUCGAAUGCCCGGUGUGUUGCGCAGUGGUUUGACACGCCAAAUAUAUGUUAGAAUGUAAACCUUGCUAAAACAGUUUUUUUUAAUUCGACUCAAUCUAAUAUUUUAAGGAAUAAUUGGAAAGCAAACGAUAUUUUCCUGAACUUCCAACUUCUGUUUCCUUGAAAAAAAUUAGAACAAAAUUCCAAAAAAUUAAAUCUGAGUAGGUAUAUGGUUCCCAAGUAAUAGAAAACGAUUCCAAAACUCAAUUAAUUAUGUAUUUUAUAUACUAAAGUCAUAAAUUGCCAUCGAUUUAACAAUUUUUAGAUAAGAAAAACAUCUUAAGUCUUGUGAGAUGCUUAAUUUAACUUAGUUUUUUUUUUCUAUAUUUCGAACCACUGUGUUCUGUAGGAGACCACGUGGCUUUUGCUCGGCAGACGGCAAUGUAAAUGCUGUUCGCACGCAUACCAAUGUACCUUCGAUUCAUGGUUCCCAAAUUGCGAUUUUUUGCAUUUAAAAUGCUUGGAUAUGACUUUUAGUUAGUCGAAUCACUUAUGUUCUCCAACUUAUUUCGAAGCUUAAGUUGAUAGCAACGGUCUUAUCAUACAACCCAAUUAGUAUAAAUACAUUUGUGCGUAGUUUUAAAUGAAUUUUUAGGGAAAACAUAUUAUCAGUCCAAAAAUACCUCUUUAAUGAACGAGUAUUUUUUCCAGCUUCCAACACUGGUGGUGUAUUUCGAUUGAAGUUGCAUGCCAAGAAAAGGAACAAAAUUAGUUUUAAUUUUUAUUCAAAACCUAAAUAAAUAUUCACUCUUCAGUCUUUCUCGUAUUUUUUUAUUUUUUGCCGAGUUUAACUGUAAGCAUGAAUAUUUAUUGCAAUUUUUUCAAAUGAAUGUCCGCGUUUGAAAGCGCAUGUGAAUUUAACAGUUGCACUAGAAAGGUGAGUUCAUCUGAUUUUCAUACGGUGAUUUCCAACAUCAUUUCCUCGGAUGCAGAUCGUUAAAAAUUAACUUCUUCAUUAAAGUACAAACAAUCAAAAAAUUCGGUAUGCACAGAUUUGAAACAAUUUAUACUCUUCGCAAUGAAAAUGUAUUCAAAAUUUUUAAGCUCAAUUUGGACCUGAAAAACAUGAAAAGACAUGUUGGCAUGCCAAGAAAAGGACCAUGCCAAAAUAGGGCUCACUUACCCUAGCUUGGAUUUUUACGACACAUUUACAACAUUUUGAUUCGUUGCUCUUCUUGCUUUGAGGCCUUACUGAUAACUUGAGAUCUCAUGUAAAAUCCAAAUAGAAGCAUAAUUCUACACAUCUUUAUAAUGAGUGGUGUUCAGGUUUUUAUAAAAAAUGAUUAGAGAAAUACGGUGAAUUUUUGUGACUAUGUAAUCGAAACCCUUUGAGUUUGCUUUUCAGUCAGCAUUUGAUCAGGCUUCUAAAAUAAAUUGAAGCAUAUGUUGGUUUUCAUUAUAAGUUUUGUAUAUAAAAAUUCAAAAUUUUGAUCUGCUUAUGUGUUGCCAAUUGCAAUGGGGUUUCAAUGAGAAUGCUAUUGGUCAAAUUUUCUGAAAACCACAAAAAAAAUGGAAUCAUGGCCGCAGAAAAGACGGGGGUGUUUGGGGGUUAAAUCCCAUAGCCAUCAAAACAAAAAAAAUUGAGCAGAUUUUACAAAAAUAAUCAUGAAAGAAUUUUUCAAAGACUUAAAUACGAUUUCAAAAUUGUUUUCUAAAUUUGAUGAAAAAAAUAUUUUUUUCAACUCUUUUUUUUUAUUUUUGUUGACUAAUUUCUGGGUUUUUGGCAAAAUUUUCCCGGAUAUUAUCCGGAUUUUAAGUCUCGAUUUAGAAAUAAAAUGCCCGGAUUUUGCCAGGUCUUUCACAAAAAAUUGCCCGGGUUGUCCGGCUCGGAUUAUUAAAAUUAAAUUCAAAUUUUUGUUUCUGUAUCAAGUUUAGAAUUUUCGAUUUUCAAUUCGAAUCAUACGCAGGAAUAAGAAAUAAAAAGAUACAUCAAAUUUGAUUUCAAAUUUUAAAUAAAAUUUGAUUGGUGUUUCCCGAAACGCAAAAACCAUCCUGAGCUUUUGUUUAAUAAUCAGAAACAAAGUUCUGGAAAUUGAUUCUUAUACAAAAUUCUAACUCAAUAAAUCCUCGAAACGGUGAUCCAGAAAUGAAGAUUGAUCAUUUGAAAUUUAUAUUUGAAAUGAAAACCUACAGAUUGAAACCCAAAACUUCAAAAAUUAAAUCUGAGAUUAAUGAUUGAGGACCCUACUACAAAAUUAUCUUGGAUCAUAUUCGAAAUUUUGAUCUGGAAGUUAGGUUCAGAAAUCAAAUUGAGAUUUGGAAACAGAAUCAACAUUGCAAUUUUGAAUAUAGGUUCCGAAUUCAGAUACAGAAUUAGUAUUCAAAAUCCAAGUUGGAUUCAGCUGAUAAAUGAGUAUUAAAAUCAAGAUAAAAAUGUCAAGACGUGUUUUCCGUUGCAGAAUUCAAAUAGCAAAAGAUCGCUGACUUUAACUUUGGGUUGUACAUAGAAUUUUAAAAUUUCAGCGGAAAAUCACAAAUAUAAAGUAGAACUUGAGUUCAUUUUCCAAGUUUUGUUUCAUGGAAAAGCCUAAUUUUUAAACAUUCAAUUUUUACGUAAAAAACUGCAAUGAAUUUAAAAUUUUCAGGCUUAUUGCAAAUUGUGGUUCAUAUUGCAGACAAAUUUAAAACAAAAAUCUGAAAUUUCAACCAAUUACAUUUCUAUCUCUAACUUUCGGAAAUUUCAUUUAUCCUAUUCGAUAGUUAAUAUAUAGGAAUAUGCUCAAGCGUUUGGUAAAUUAUUAUUAUUUGAUUUAAACAUAGAAUAAGUUCAGUUCAAAUUGAUGGCUUUCUGCAAUCUACCCCUAGCUAAAUUUACCAGAGUCUUGAGAAGAUGCGAAGAUUUUAAACGUCGAUUAAAGUAAUUUCCCGAUGUCCUAGUCAAAUAGUACAAAAAACUUUUUUUUAAAAUUUUGUUUUAUGAAGUGUUUGAGUAAAAACAUUAUAGAAAAAACUAACCCCUCCCCCCCUCCAUGAGGCGGCUCUUCUUACGGCCCACAUUGGGCCAGGAACCACACUUUUGCGAUCAAAAUUGACUGCAGGCCAGAGGCUUCGUUGUAGCUCAUCGGUGUCUUGGACAAAAUUACUUGACUAUAUUUGCGCUAUGUAUUGAUGGAUUUGCAUUGGUUCUAUUUUUCUCCGCAAGGUGGCGCCAAAAUCUUACUUUUCACAGAAGCAAGAUACAGACAUGGUUUCUUUUACAAAGUUACUCAUUAUACCUUUUAUAUCAACUUUGUAGAACAUUGUUAAGCUCUAUGUUGUGUACUUACCUUGCAGAAAUAAUAAUUUAGGGAAAUCUUGCAAAAAAAUGGUUAAAUUCACCUAUUUUUGUUUUUAGCUAUACAAUACCUGAAAUUUCCACAGUAUUCGAUUGGAAUAGAUACAAAUGAGAUAUUCUAGUGGAAAACUUAUUCGUUUCGCAGAUUCUUUCUGUCAAAAUCGCAAACAAUAGGUUAAAAUUAUACAUUUUUCAAAUUGCAAUAACUUGCUUGCGAGCAGUUUGGCGCACCUCAUUUUUCGAUAAAUGACAGUUGUGAUUAUGAUCUAAAUGCAUGUUAAAAAUGUCGGUGGGUUCUCGUGGGUUCCUUGAUAAAUGAUUUAAUAAAAUUGGUUAAUGUUCAAUACAAAUUCACGUAUUUUAAGACCUUUUUCAAAGAAAACAUCCGAAUUUCUCGUAGAAAAGCCGAAUUUUCAUCAUUCAGUUAUUGGUCGCUGCAGUCGUUGCAUUAAUAAGUAA